AUGUUAGCUAUCAAGGUGACCAAAGACGAGAAGAAACAGACGACUCCGCUGGGGAGUCUGUUGGAUGAGUACGAACAGAUUACAAUCGUUGAGCUGAUCAAGAAAGGAAAUAAAGUGGGUCCCUCUGAGGCUGCCCUCCUGACUAAACUUGGGAUAAAGCCAUUCUCAUAUGGGCUUGCGAUUAUCUCUGUCUAUGACAAUGGAUCUGUCUUAAGCCCAGAGGUGCUCAACCUCAUGGAGGAUGACCUCGUUGACAAGUUUGCAGUUGGUGUUUCUGUGGUUGCUUCGCUGUCCUUGACUCUCUCUUACCCAACUCUUGCAGCUACGCUUCACAUGUUCGUCAAUGCCUACAAGAACGUCCUUGCUGUUGCUGUUAUCUCUAUUGCAUCUGCUGAGAAUGCUGCUGCUCUUGCCUCUAAGGAAAAAGAGAAGAAGGACGGUCCUGUCGGCGAGUUUGACGAUGAUUUGGGAUUUAGUUUGUUUGACUAA
Messenger RNA from Asparagus officinalis (garden asparagus), 489 nucleotides. Its product is annotated as 60S acidic ribosomal protein P0-like. Lineage: Eukaryota; Viridiplantae; Streptophyta; Magnoliopsida; Asparagales; Asparagaceae. Gene Ontology annotation, molecular function: large ribosomal subunit rRNA binding; structural constituent of ribosome. The record is from RefSeq and is a predicted model, not a curated record. Gene Ontology annotation, cellular component: cytosolic large ribosomal subunit. The coding region runs from base 1 to 489 and encodes 162 amino acids. The transcript has 2 exons. Gene Ontology annotation, biological process: ribosomal large subunit assembly; cytoplasmic translation.